GCGAGCGCCGCGGAGCUGCCAGCGGGCGGACGGGCGGGGGACGAGCGAGCAGUGAGUGGCGAGCGGAGCGCACAGCCUUCGCCGCCCGGGAGCCAGAGCUGCGGCCCCACCCGGUGGAGGCUGCCUUCCUGCCGCCGGCCGGCCACAGCGGGACGGAGAUGCUGCUCCUCGCCCCGGGGCCCACACGGGGGAGGGGCCAGGGGCGACCGGCCGGGACUCCCCGCCGCAGGCGCUCGCCGGCCUGGAGCCCCGCCUGGAUUUGCUGCUGGGCGCUAGCCGGCUGUCAGGCGGCCUGGGCUGGGGACCUGCCCUCCUCCUCCAGCCGUCCGCUGCCUCCUUGCCAGGAGGCUUUCCAUUGCUGUUUGUUCUGGGCUCUCAUAGCAGGUCCGAAUGCUGGGACUGCUUUUCCAAAGGCUCUUCCUAUUCCUUGUUGGUUCUUCCUCCCCCAUGGCUGGCUCCAUCACAUCCUUAAGAAAGAUUACCACUUUGAGUAUACGGAAUGUGAUAGCAGUGGCUCCAGGUGGAGAGUUGCCAUUCCGAAUUCUGCCACGGACUGCUCUGGCCUGCCUGACCCUGUGAGAGGCAAAGAAUGCACUUUCUCCUGUGCUUCUGGAGAGUAUCUAGAAAUGAAGAACCAGGUCUGCAGUAAGUGUGGAGAAGGCACCUACUCCUUGGGCAGUGGCAUAAAAUUUGACGAAUGGGAUGAACUGCCCACAGGAUUUUCCAACGUUGCAACCUUCAUGGACACUGUGGUGGGCCCUUCUGACAGCAGGCCAGAUGGCUGUAACAACUCUUCUUGGAUCCCUCGUGGAAAUUACAUAGAGUCUAACCAUGAUGACUGCACAGUUUCUUUGAUCUAUGCUGUGCACCUUAAGAAGUCGGGUUAUAUCUUCUUUGAGUACCAGUAUGUCGACAACAACAUCUUCUUUGAAUUUUUUAUUCAGAACGAUCAGUGCCAGGAGAUGGACACCACCACAGACAAAUGGGUAAAACUUACAGACAGUGGAGAAUGGGGCUCUCAUUCUGUAAUGCUGAAAUCAGGCACAAACAUACUAUACUGGAGAACUACAGGCAUCCUUAUGGGAUCUAAGGUGGUCAAGCCUGUGUUGGUAAAAAAUAUCACAAUUGAAGGGGUGGCAUACACAUCAGAAUGCUUUCCAUGCAAGCCAGGCACAUUCAGCAGUAAACCAGGUUCAUUCAACUGCCAAGUGUGCCCCAGAAACACCUAUUCUGAAAAAGGAGCCAAAGAAUGCAUAAAGUGUAAAGAGGACUCCCAAUUUUCAGAGGAAGGAUCCAGCGAAUGUACGGAACGCCCUCCCUGUACCACAAAAGACUAUUUCCAGAUCCAUACUCCAUGUGAUGAAGAAGGAAAGACACAGAUAAUGUACAAAUGGAUAGAGCCCAAAAUCUGCCGGGAGGACCUCACAGAUGCUAUUAGGUUGCCCCCUUCUGGAGAGAAGAGGGAUUGUCCACCUUGCAACCCUGGAUUUUACAAUAAUGGCUCAUCGUCUUGUCGUCCCUGCCCUCCUGGAACGUUUUCAGAUGGAACAAAGGACUGUAGACGGUGUCCAGCAGGAACAGAGCCUGCACUGGGAUUUGAAUAUAAGUGGUGGAAUGUCCUUCCUGGCAAUAUGAAAACUUCCUGCUUCAAUGUUGGAAAUUCGAAGUGUGAUGGAAUGAAUGGUUGGGAGGUGGCUGGAGAUCAUAUCCAGAGUGGAGCUGGAGGAUCUGAUAAUGAUUAUCUGAUCUUAAACUUGCAUAUCCCAGGAUUUAAACCACCAACGUCGAUGACUGGAGCCACGGGUUCUGAACUAGGGAGAAUAACCUUUGUCUUUGAAACCCUCUGUUCAGCUGACUGUGUUCUGUACUUCAUGGUGGAUAUUAACAGAAAAAGUACAAAUGUGGUGGAAUCAUGGGGUGGAACCAAAGAAAAACAAGCUUAUACCCACAUCAUCUUCAAGAAUGCAACAUUCACAUUUACAUGGGCAUUCCAGAGAACUAAUCAAGGUCAAGACAAUAGACGGUUCAUCAAUGACAUGGUGAAGAUUUAUUCUGUCACAGCCACUAAUGCAGUUGAUGGGGUGGCAUCCUCAUGUCGUGCCUGUGCCCUCGGUUCUGAACAGUCGGGCUCAUCGUGUGUCCCCUGCCCCCCAGGCCACUACAUUGAGAAAGAGACCAACCAGUGCAAGGAGUGCCCGCCUGACACCUACCUGUCCAUACAUCAGGUCUACGGCAAGGAGGCUUGUAUUCCGUGUGGGCCUGGGAGUAAAAGUACUCAGGACCAUUUGGUUUGCUAUAGUGACUGCUUUUUCUACCAUGAAAAAGAAAACCAGAGUUUGCACUAUGACUUUAGCAACCUCAGCAGUGUUGGCUCAUUAAUGAAUGGCCCCAGCUUCACCUCUAAGGGAACAAAAUACUACCAUUUCUUCAAUAUCAGUUUAUGUGGGCAUGAGGGACAGAAGAUGGCUCUCUGUACCAACAAUAUAACAGACUUUACAGUGAAGGAAACGGUAGGAGGGUCAGAUGAUUAUACAAAUUUGGUAGGAGCUUUUGUGUGCCAGUCAACUAUUAUUCCUUCUGAAAGUAAGGGUUUUCGAGCUGCCUUAUCAUCACAAUCCAUCAUUCUGGCAGAUACAUUUUUAGGAGUGACAGUUGAAACCACAUUGCAUAAUAUUAAUAUAAAAGAAGAUAUGUUCCCAGUUCCACAAAGCCAAAUACCAGAUGUGCAUUUCUUUUAUAAGUCUUCCACAGCUACAACUUCUUGUGGAAAUGGCCGAUCAACUGCUGUGACAAUGAGGUGUAACCCAACUAAACCUGGAGCAGGAGCGAUUUCAGUCCCCAGCAAGUGCCCAGCAGGCACCUGUGAUGGAUGCACAUUCUAUUUCCUGUGGGAGAGUGCAGAAGCUUGCCCUCUGUGCACGGAGCAUGACUUCCAUGAGAUCGAGGGAGCCUGUAAGAGAGGAUUUCAGGAAACCUUAUAUGUAUGGAAUGAACCUAAAUGGUGCAUUAAAGGAAUUUCUUUGCCUGAGAAAAAGUUGUCAACCUGUGAAACAGUUGACUUUUGGCUAAAAGUGGGAGCAGGUGUGGGAGCUUUCACAGCCGUUUUGCUGGUGGCUUUAACUUGCUACUUCUGGAAAAAGAAUAAAAAACUGGAGUACAAAUAUUCCAAAUUAGUAAUGACAGCUAACUCAAAAGAUUGUGAACUUCCAGCUGCAGACAGCUGUGCUAUCAUGGAAGGUGAAGAUAAUGAAGAGGAAGUUGUAUAUUCCAAUAAAAAGUCACUACUGGGAAAACUCAAAUCCUUGGCAACAAAGGAAAAAGACCAUUUCGAAUCUGUUCAACUGAAAUCGUCAAGAUCCCCAAAUAUAUAAAGAGACAUUGCUGUAGCCUUCAGACUAAUGAACAAAGAAAGCUGUGCUCUAGAUUUACAGGACUAUGUGUUAGAGCUGGCAUCUGUCACAUUGAUGAUCCCUGAGAGAAGGGCCAAGCUGCUGAAAAGGGACGAAGCUGAAAUGUUUGAUUGCCUUAUAACAUGGUCAAGUACCUUGCCAAAAAAGGAAAGCAAAUGGUCUGGGUCUCCACUGAAGAUGAAGUCCAACUCAGGAAGAGAUAUAUCUGUAUAUACACGUAACUGAAAAUUGAGUUUAAACCCACCAGUGCACUGCUGAUGCAUGUCAUAUAAUCAAUGGGUAACUUUUAUUCUUUAUAACUUCUACAUAACGUGUGCUUUGGAGGGCCGAUGUAAGCAUAUAUACAUUGUGAUUCCAUUUAUGUCUUUUCUUUGGGACAGAUUUGAAAAAAUUUUUAAGGUAUAGUUAUUUUCCCCAUUUUAUUUUCUGGACAGAUCUUAAAAUAUCUUUUCCGGUUAAAAAUGGUGAGCAAUGAAAGGCAAUAAAUUUUUCAUUUUUCCAUAGGAAAUCUUCUCUUGAUUUCAGAAGCCUAAGGUUAUCAAUAAUUUUUUAAGAAGAGCCAGCAUGUGCUUGGGUUAUCUAAACUUAUAAUCGUAUUUGGAAUUCCAUCCUUGCUGGAACUGGUAAGAAGGGCUUGACUGGAAGUGUUGAAGGAAUUAAGAAAUAAAUAGGCAAGGAAAAGCCUUGACUUUCCAUUAAUACAAACAACUUGGGCAUUAUCAUAGAGUCAGAUGGCUUUAAACAGUUUCUGUAUUGCCUGAAAUAUAACUUAAAAUAAGUGGAAUGUCGUUUAUAAAACAAAAAUCAUGAGGAAGGAAAUGGGAUGGUUUGUCUGUAAGUACAGAUAAUUGUAAAAAGGUAUCGGGAUAAUUUUGUGAGCUACAGAAAGUGGCAGUAGGAUCUUUUUCCCACUUCAAGGAUCGUUCUCAAAGGUUAUAUGUUUAUUUUUCUGCUACAAGAUUUUGAGGAUUAUGACUUCCUUGGAAUUUUUUUUAAACUAAUUGGAAUUUCACUGUUGGAAGACUGCAUAUAAUUGUAUUUAUAAUCACAAUGUGUCUGAACCAUAAGCAGUUCUGAAAUAAGUAUUGGUGUUCUUAUUCAAAAGUGAAACUGGAUAAUUGUGAUAUUUCCUAUGGGUUAUUAGUUUUAGCACAACUUAGAUACUAUUUGUUGAAAGAAAUUUGAAUGUAGUUGGAUCUGACCAAUUUUGUAUAAAAAGUAAUUGUUUUGGGAAUGGGAAAGAGGGCAGUUUCCUGGCCAUCGAUGAGCUAAGGUGCUCUGGUUUAUUUCCAAUAAAGAGUAAUCUUUAUAGCACUUAAUCCAUAUUUUGAAAAGGAUUGGUGAUUGGCUGACAGAGGCAGGGUGUAUGGGUAGAUUUUGUUGAAUAUAUUGCCCCAAGCAAUUCAAUGAGAUAUGACUUGUAACUGUUCAUUCACCAGGUGAUGUCUUUAUUUUCAUGGAAAAAGGGAAAAUAAAUAAAUAAUUGUGUUUAUUUGGC
Choloepus didactylus (southern two-toed sloth) is the source of this 4908-nucleotide messenger RNA. RefSeq names its product endosome-lysosome associated apoptosis and autophagy regulator family member 2 (gene ELAPOR2). NCBI's taxonomy places the organism in Eukaryota, Metazoa, Chordata, Mammalia, Pilosa, Megalonychidae. The transcript has 23 exons. The record is from RefSeq and is a predicted model, not a curated record. The coding region runs from base 159 to 3371 and encodes 1070 amino acids. Gene Ontology annotation, biological process: positive regulation of BMP signaling pathway.